Molecule: messenger RNA, 4773 nt
Organism: Pantherophis guttatus
Lineage: Eukaryota; Metazoa; Chordata; Lepidosauria; Squamata; Colubridae
Product: disintegrin and metalloproteinase domain-containing protein 9-like
Biological process (GO): proteolysis
Cellular component (GO): plasma membrane
Molecular function (GO): metalloendopeptidase activity
Source: RefSeq, a predicted model, not a curated record
GGUGGGGGGGAUAAUUUCCCCGGCUUCGCUCGCUGCUGCUCGGCUCUAUCAAUCUCCGACCGCGCACGUGGUCAAUGCUCCAAAGGCGGCGGAACGAGUUGAUCAAUCCCAGGACCGGCGCUCCCCCGUCGGUGGGGAGGGGUUUGUGAACUCCUCCCGCUGGGCGCCUAAGGUUUCAAGCGCCGUUGUUUACCAGCAGUCGUCGGAUGAACUCCUCCAGGGCCGUUCCCCGCCUCGGUCUUCGAAGCUGGCAGAGCAGAUCAUGUUAGCAGCCUGUUACCUGAACUUCCUCGCCUUGGGACUCAGCGCCGUGGGAAAACAAGUCGUAGCCCUGGGUGGACAUACUCAACAGAUCUCUAGGCAUUCCACAUAUGAGAUUAUAAUUCCUAGAAGAUUAACAGACAGGGAGAAGCGCUGGACACAUUUUAAUGAGGAACACUUAGAUGAUCAGCUAUCUUACUUGAUCCAAACUGGAAAUGGAACACACAUUCUGAAAUUAAAGAAAAAUAAAAACCUUCUUGGGGAAAAGUUCACAAUAUAUACUUAUAACCAAGAGGGCAAGCUGGAGAGUACUCCUGUGGAAACUCAGACCCACUGUUACUACCGUGGAAAUGUUGAAGGCGUUCCAGAUUCUCUGCUUGCUCUCAGUACCUGUGAUGGCCUUAGGGGAAUCCUCUAUAUUGGUGACAAGCAAUAUGGCAUGGAGCCAGUUAAGGGAUCAAAUAAAUUUGAACACUUUUUUUAUGUAUUAGAUAAAUCUCAUGAACCUUUUUCCUGUGGUGUACAAAAUGAUGACCAGUAUCAUGAACAUAUUUUGAAAUACACUAAUAUAUCUCAUUAUCCUUUCAGUAAGGAUACACUUCGAAGGAAAAGAAGAACUGUGCUGCCAGAGAAACGAUACGUCGAACUCUAUAUGGUUGUUGAUAACAACAGGUAUUUAUUCAAAAGAACUAUUGAAGCUGUACAGAAAGAAACAGUUGAAUUGAUUAAUUAUGUAGAUGGGAUGUUCCAUCCCUUAAACAUACAAGUUGUCCUAAUUGGAUUGGAAAUAUGGACAAAUGGAAACCAGAUAGAGGUGGGUGGUGAUUCAGCUGGAGACGUGUUGGGCAGAUUUGUGACUUGGAGGAAAACAAAUCUUAUUACGAGAUCAAGAAAUGAUAUUGGUCAUCUCAUCAUAAGGAGAAGGCCAUUUGGUUCAACAGUUGGAAUGGCUUUUGUUGGCACAGUCUGUAGUAUAGAUCACUCAGGGUCUAUUACUACGUUCGAUCAUGACUCUCCCAUAAGUCAUGCUACAGUGGUUGCACAUGAGUUGGGACAUAAUCUCGGUAUGAAUCAUGAUGAUGAUAGAUGUCCAAAUACCUAUAUAAUGCACAGUUCAGAUAAUGGGUCCAGGAACUUCAGCAGCUGCAGUGCUAAUGAUUUUGAGCAACUUAUCCUGAAAGGUGGAGGAAGCUGUCUCAGAAAUUCUCCCAAGCCGAGCGAUAUCUUUACAGAACCCAUGUGUGGCAAUAACAUUGUGGAUAGGAAUGAAGAAUGUGAUUGUGGCACUCCAAAAGAAUGUACCAAUCCCUGUUGUGAUGCUGCCAGCUGCAAACUAACACGUGGGUCAACAUGUGCUGAAGGAUUGUGCUGUGAAAAGUGUCAGUUCAAGGUAGCAGGAGUGGAGUGUCGACCAAAAUCAAAUACCUGUGAUCUCCCUGAAUAUUGCAAUGGGACCUAUUAUGACUGUCCGGAAGAUGUGUAUGUCAUGGAUGGCUACCCAUGUAAUAAUAUGAAAGAUUACUGUUACAGUGGAAUUUGUGAGAGUUACAAUUCUCAGUGUGAAUCCCUCUUUGGAAAAGGAGCAAAGAAAGGACCAAAUGUUUGCUUUGAAAGAGCCAAUAGCAAAGGAGACAGAUUUGGCAAUUGCGGAAUGAAAGGGCCAAAUUUUGUAAAAUGUUCCCAAGCGAACAGUUUAUGUGGCAAGAUUCAUUGUACAUCUUUCAAACAAGAGAAUCUCCCAACCCAGUUGUAUUUCCAGACUCAAGAUGGAAUUCCAUGUGUGUCCACUGAAUUUGAUCUAGGAUCAGAUAUUCCUGAUCCAGCACUGGUUCAUAAAGGCACUUCUUGUGCUGAAGGAAAAGCUUGUAUUGAUUAUAAGUGCGUAAAUGCAAGCUUGCUGGGUUACAGCUGUGACAUAAAGAAAAAGUGUAAUGGUCGGGCGGUGUGUAACAACAAAGGCAAUUGCCACUGUGAUCCUGGGUGGGCACCUCCUUUUUGUGAUGUGUCUGGCUAUGGGGGUAGCAUAGAUAGUGGCCCAACACAUAUAGAUACAUCCCUUCGAGAUGGUCUUCUGAUAUUCUUUUUACUUGUGUUGCCUAUAUUAAUUCUACUUGCAAUUGCAUUUGUCAAGAGGAAAGAAAUUAAAAGGCGUCUCUUCAGAGAACGUAGAAGACAUCACAGGACUGAAAAUGCACAGCAAAGAAGACCACUACCUACACACCAGAGUAAUACUCCAAGUGAACCUAAUCCACAAGAGGAAAAAAAUAGAAGGCGGCCUACUACUUCAAAUUCAGGAAUCUUUACAAUAUCUCACUUUCCAACUCCAAGGCCACCAGUACAAAAUCAAUUUGUUCCACCUCAACAACGACCUCCCAUACGACCACCAAUGUCACAAAGACCUCCUGUACGACCACCAAUUCCACAAAAUACUCCUUUAAGACCACCAAUUCCACAAAAUCCUGCUUUAAGGCCACCAAUUCCACGAAACUCACCUUUAAGACCACCAAUCCCACAAAAACCUGUUUUCUCUCCUCCGUCUUGAAGACUUAUAAAGACACGUACUGUAUGCCACUAGGAAAAAUAUUAUAUUAGUGAAAUGAGUUAAAAGUGUUAUUUUUUAGAAAUAUACAAACAAAGACCUCAGUUUAAUUUUUAAAACAGGAUGAAAUUAAAUUAAAUUUAAUUAAUGCUGUCCUACCAAAUCAUUAUUUAGGAAAGAAAAUGCUGCCUUAAUUAUUAGACCACAGGAUAUUGCUUUUACAAGUAAUACUCGUACCAGUAAAAGUCUUUUACUCUAACAUAGGGCCAAACUAGAUAUUGUAGUAAAUGUGAUCAGAAAUCCUGUCAGACUUAUAAAAUGUAAGAGAUGUUUGUGCAAUUUUUAUGAGAAGAAGAGGUGGUGAGGCUUUUCUUUUCUAGUUGUGGGCCCAAGAGAUUCCUUCCUUUCUUUCUCUCUUCACUCCCAACAUAUAUUAUUAACAUUACAAGAAAACACCUAUUGAAGUUAGUGGUCAUGGUUGGGGAAGGAAUAGUUAAAUCUGUCAUAAAAAUUCCCAUAUUGUUGAUCCUGGUAAAAAUUGGGGGAGAUGCUGCUCUUACAUCGAUGACAGAUUUGCUAAUUGUACAGUUGCUCUGAUUUUUUUAAAAACGUGCAAUUGGUUCUUUGUAGUCAGUUGAUUACAUUAAGAAAUAAUGUGAAUGGAAUAUAAGGAAGUAGAUGAGUGAAGCACAAGAUGGAUUCCAAAAAUCAACCAAUCAGUGAAGGAAGGGCUAUAGAGUAGUAUUAUCUGUUUGAGCAAAGAUCAGGUUUGUAUUGCCUUAAAAUCAACAAUGUGACUUGACAGCACCGUAUUGUUGAUCUGCAUGUUUACUGCUGAAUACAGGAAGAUUUUAAAUACUUAUUCUUAAGUGUUUAAAUGACCAUGUUAUUGUAAGAUAUUUCUCAAGAUUCUUUCAACUUUCAACACUGAAAUAGAUGAUACUUCUGUUUUCAUAUCAUAAAUCUGUGAAAGUUAUACAUUUUUAUUUAUAGCUUUAUCUGACCAUUUUGAUAGUCACGUUAAUAUUAUAUCAAUAUGAGACAAAAUGUCAACUACAUGCUGAAACAUAAUAAGACACGUUUUCUUAACUAUGAUUUAAUGAAAAAAACACAAUUGACUGGGCUCAUUAAGCAUAUCAAAUCAUUUCAGGUUCAUAAUAGUAAUUUGUACCAUUUUUCAUUAAAGUGCAGUGAUGCCACAUUUCUGACAUACCAGCCCUGAUGGUAAUUUUGGUGGAAAUAUAAUAAAACAUUUCUGCAUGGAUUCAUUAAACCAAAGAUUUGAUUAAAGAAUAGUUUUCUGGUGAGGAAAAGAGCAAUUUGCAUCCUUACAAUGUUACAGCCUUUGUUUAAAGUCACAUCAUAAUCCCAGCUUGUAUAAAUACAUAUUUUGAAAAACAUAAUGGAUUUGAAUAUUGGGCACAGUGUUGAAUAAUUGUUUCCUAAUAUAUGGUUUAGGAGGCGCUUAUUAUGAAUAACCAAUUCAGAUCUAUAAAUCAAGACUAACACAUAUGAUCCACCAAAUUUAAUGAAUGCUUUUAUAUGAUAACCUCUUUCCACUAUCAGACAUACAUUAAAUUCUAUUCAGAAUUGAUUUACAAAAUGUUUUUGAAACGUUUUUAAUAUCUCAUUUUUGGUAAUAUAGUUGUGUUGAUAAACAAAGGUAUUAUGCUAGAUACAAAUGCCAAAAUUUAGAUAUAAACAUAAUUUUUAAUGUUUACAUUAUCUGAAAACUUAUAUUAAUAUGUAUUUUAAAGACUAUAGAAUAUUUCAAAAUUGAAAUUUCCUAUAAUGAAUCAAAUUAGUUAAUGGUGCUUCCACCUCUAAGCUUUGUACCUGUAUAAAGUUAUUUGCAGUUUUGCACAAAUCACUUUUGUAAUUUAGAGGUAGAAAAAUCAGUUGCACAAUUUCUAUUAAAAUGGCAAAUGUUGUGAACCAUUUUGUAAAAAAAAUAAAAUAACUUGACAUACAAA